AUGGCAAAAAAGCGGGUUGAUAAGUCUCGUCUCAAGAUAGCAGCAGACAAUAGCUUCGUAACAAUGCAAAACCUUAGACAGAAUGCGCAGUCGGGCUGGCUGGCCUUCACCUUGAACGAAGUAACUACCACCGAGCAGCCAUGUCAAGACAAGAGCUCCUUCAUAAAGACAGAUAUUGAAGCUAUUGUUGAUUAUAUGUAUGAUCAACUAAAACUCAAUGAUAGUAUAAAAGACGGCUACUCUACAAAAGCUUUAGACGUUCUUGAUAAACAUAUGGCUGACCUUGACGACUUUGACAAAUGGUUUAACGAACAACCCGAUCAUUUGAAACAUAUCAUUGAAGAUAUCGCUUCUAAGCGCGAAUUUCUUGAACCAAAAAUUAAGAGUAUUCGCGCAUUAUUGGAAGGUCAGGUAGCAAUAAAAGCACGUUUGGCAAAGCAAUGGCUUGAUUUUGAUGGUCAAUUUAGGAAAUUUAAUAGAAGUAAAAUCAUUUGCGACGAUUACUGCUAUGAGGGUGCUGUAAUCUCUAGGAAACGUGCACAAGAAAACUAUUACUGUGGUACAGCAGAAGAAAUAAAAAACAUUUCAAUUCACGAGUUAACGAAAUACGUAAAUACCGUUUUAAAACCGGAAUUAGUGAAUAAAAUAGAUGCAUUGAAUGAGGAUUACAAGAAGGAAAUAGAGAAUAUGAAAACGCAAAUAAAAGAUAUAGCAAUAAAAGAUUAUGGACGUGUCUUUGUCGAUAUACUGAGACUUCAAGACGAAUACAUACAUUAUUAUCAGUUGUUCAAUGUAGAUUUUGAGUCUUACAAUAUUCAAUUAGGAGAAAUACUGCUGCACAUUGAGGGGAAACUAUCUCAUUUGAUAAUAGCAGUUGAACAACACAGGAGACACUGUUUCCAGUGUGCAGAACGCUCUCCAGUCAUCUUACCGUCAAAAACUAUUACUGACGCUAUAGGACAAAGUGGUAUACAAAAUAAAAUGGACGUAGGAACGGAUUUAUUAAUGUUAGUUAUCAAUUCAAAGACAGAGAACAUUCAGAUCCAAUCUUUAAACGAUAUUAAACAUUUAUUCUUAGACUUAAACAAUAAGAUAAAGGAAAUUAAAGAGCGUGACAUGAAUGUAAAUACUUACAUACCAGUGAAAGAAGAAAUUAGACAAGAGCUAGAUAAAGAGAAACAAUCAUUUAAUGAACUUAAAAGUAUCGUUUCUAAGGAGUGGAUCGAAAGUUACUUAUCGUUAAAAGGCGAAGCUGUUCUAUUGAAUGAUAGAAUCCAAGCUGUAUUGGAUGAUGUAAAGGAAAUAUUAGCACUGCAGUUACCGCUGACGCAAUACGUCUGGUCGGCCGCGCUCGGUGCAGGCCCAGGCCGCAGGGUGCAUCCACCGUCUGACGGCAAGGGCAUGCAGCGCCCUUGUGCUGCCCGCUCUGACCUCGACGCGUCCUAUGUAGGCGACCGGGACGAAGUGACACCUCUAAUUCAUAUUGAAUAG
Molecule: messenger RNA, 1491 nt
Organism: Leptosia nina
Lineage: Eukaryota; Metazoa; Arthropoda; Insecta; Lepidoptera; Pieridae
Source: the annotation of a GenBank genome assembly